AUGACGGAAACAGUCCAUCACCACAGGCCUACACUCAAACAAGCAAGUAGUAUCAAAAACAAGCCAUUCAAGUCUAAGCACGCUUCUAAAGGUUCCCUCAAGGAGGCUGCGAAAGGACGGACGCCCCACCAGUCACCCAAAGCCAACCACACUGCCAAUGCGGCAGCGCAGCUCCGCAUAAACCGCCGUAAUAACGCAAAGCAAGCUCAGCUCAAGAGGCGCCAGAGCCUUGUCUCGGCUACCCGUAUAUUCAGUGGGACGGACGGUGCGCCGCGGGUUGUCGCCAUCGUGCCCUUGACGGAGGACGUGAAGGCGCGAGACGUGAGCGCAAAGCUUGCGCAGGCGAUCGACGGAGCAGUCGAGGAGGACGAAGCGAGCGGACUGCAGAAGCUCAGAGCAGACAGGUUCAAGACCUCCUUGCAAUUCAUCCCCCUUCCGUACCGGCAGCUGUAUGCCAUCCUUGACGCAUGCAAAGUCGCAGAUUAUGUCAUUUUCGUGCUCUCGCCAGACGUCGAGGUCGACAAAUGGGGCGACACACUCCUCCGCACGCUUCAAGCGCAGGGCCUCCCUGAAGUGGUCACCGUCGUAUCUUCCAACCAACCCAUGGACCCGAAGGAGAAGUCCGGCAUCAUGAAGUCGCUGCUGUCCUUCAUCCAGUACUUCGUGCCGAGCCAAUCAAGGGUGUUCGACAUGCACCACGGGGCGGACACACUCAAUACAGUGCGUGCACUAUGUGAGGGCAAGCCGUCGGACGUGAAAUGGCGAGACGGUCGCUCGUAUAUUCUGGGAGAAAAGGUUGACUGGGUGGACGGCGCGCUGAGCGUCAUCGGGGUCGUCCGCGGCGCGCACCUCUCUGCGAACCGCCUCAUUCACAUACCGAACUACGGCGAUUUCCAAAUUGACAAGAUCGUCUCUGCCCCUCUCCCAAAACACACCAAACAUGGCGGCGGGAUGGACGUCGAGCCCCAGCUCCUUGCAGAGCCCGACGCCUCCUCCGCCGACUCGCUCGUCUCAAGCAACGACCCGGACGACAUGGCGAACGAGCAGACCUGGCCGACGGAGGAGGAGAUGCGCGGCGCGUCCAAUGGAAACGGUCACCCGGAUGCGGUCCCCGACGCGAAGACCGGGACGACGCCCAAGGCGGUUCGUAAGGUACCGAAGGGCACAAGCGAGUACCAGGCGGCAUGGAUCAUUGACGAGUCCGACGAGGAAGAUGCGGAAGGGAGUGGCGAGGGGGAAGGUGGCGAGCACGGAGAGGUCGAGAUGGAGGAAGUGGAGGAGAUGGAGGAGAUCCCGGCUACGGAGGGAACUGAGAUGGACGUGGACGAUAAGCGGAGUGUGGCGUUCCAGGACCUUGACGAGGCUGAGGAGGCACGACAGCUGCAGUCGUGGAGAGACCGGAAACGCGAGGAAGAGGACGAUACUCAAUUCCCAGACGAGAUCGACACGCCCCUGGAUGUGCCCGCACGGACGCGGUUCCAGAGAUACCGUGGCCUGCGCUCCUUCCGUACAAGCCCAUGGGACCCAUAUGAGAAUCUACCUCGGGACUAUGCACGGAUAUUCCAGUUUGAGGACUUCAAGCGGACGGAGCGAGCAGUGAAGCGGCGGGCAGAGGAGGAGGGCGGAGUUGAGCCUGGGACCCGAGUGACGGUCUACCUCAAGGAUGUUCCCAAUGAGGCCGCUCGAGUGAUCCCUGGGCGACCAUUCACCGUCUUCAGCUUGCUCCAGCACGAGCACAAGAAGACUGUCCUCAACUUCACUUUGCAGCGGAAUACGGAAUACGAUGGCUCGGUACGAUCCAAGGACCCUCUCAUCCUUUGCGUCGGUCCUCGACGAAUCCGCGUCAACCCAAUUUACAGCCAGCACACUCGUGGCGGAGGCAAAGGUCCGAAUAACGUGCACAAGUUCGAGCGGUAUCUCCGCCACGGCGUCACGAAUGUCGCUACAAUCUACGGGCCUGUGGUGUAUGGUAAGCAGCCGUGCACCCUUCUACGGGAGACUAAUGACCCGCAAGCACCUGAACUGGUCGCGAUGGGCAGUUUCCUGCACCCGGAUACGACACGCAUCAUCGCCAAGCGUAUCAUAUUGACUGGCCAUCCGUUCAAAAUUCACAAGAAGACGGCUACCAUUCGUUACAUGUUCUUCAACCCAGAGGACAUCGCGUAUCUCAAGCCAAUCCAGUUGCACACGAAAUACGGGCGGACAGGGCACAUCAAGGAGUCGCUCGGUACACACGGGUACUACAAGGCGCACUUCGAUGGGCCGAUCAGCCAGAUGGACACCGUGUGUAUGUCACUGUACAAAAGGGUAUACCCCAAAUGGGGCGAGACUUGGAAGGAGGGCGAGAGUGCUCCGGCUCGCAACCAGGACGACGCGAUGGACGAGUAG
This is a messenger RNA of Dichomitus squalens LYAD-421 SS1, 2388 nucleotides long. RefSeq names its product ribosome biogenesis protein tsr1. Lineage: Eukaryota; Fungi; Basidiomycota; Agaricomycetes; Polyporales; Polyporaceae. Bases 1 to 2388 code for a protein of 795 amino acids. Gene Ontology annotation, biological process: ribosome biogenesis; maturation of SSU-rRNA from tricistronic rRNA transcript (SSU-rRNA, 5.8S rRNA, LSU-rRNA); endonucleolytic cleavage of tricistronic rRNA transcript (SSU-rRNA, 5.8S rRNA, LSU-rRNA). Gene Ontology annotation, cellular component: preribosome, small subunit precursor; nucleus. The transcript has 10 exons. Gene Ontology annotation, molecular function: U3 snoRNA binding; GTP binding; GTPase activity. The record is from RefSeq and is a predicted model, not a curated record.